AAGUGGAACCGGAAGUACCUUAGUUGUGAAGUAGCACCAACAUGGCCGGUUGUUUUCUACCCAGAGCGGCUGGUUUGUUUCAGCUCCGCCGAACAACGACGCUUCUCACCGGGACCAGGUUUUACCGGGGCCCGGAACCGGAGCCGCCGACGCUGAAACAGCAGAGCGACGGAAUAAGGAGAAUAAUUUUGAACAAUCCCAAGAAGAGAAAUGCUCUGUCUCUGUCCAUGUUGGAAUCUCUCAGAGAAAACCUGAUCACUGACGUGGACAGUGAUGACCUCAGAGUUAUUAUCAUAUCAGCCAAAGGUCCAGUGUUUUCCUCCGGACACGACCUGAAGGAGCUGACGUCCACUCAGGGACGAGAGCAUCACACCAAGGUGUUUCACACCUGUGCUGAGGUGAUGUCUCUGAUACAGGACAUACCCGUCCCGGUGGUUGCCAUGGUGAACGGGGUUGCCACGGCGGCGGGCUGCCAGCUUGUUGCCAGCUGUGACAUCGCCGUGGUGACGGAGCAGUCCACCUUCGCCACGCCGGGGGUCAACGUUGGUUUGUUCUGCUCCACGCCGGCGGUGGCCAUCGGCCGAGCGGUGCCGCGGAAAGUGGCGAUGGAGAUGCUGUUGACUGGAACUCCCAUCUCGGCCCAUGAUGCCUUGCUGCACGGCCUGGUCAGUAAGGUGGUGCCAGAGGAGCGACUGGAGGAGGAGACGCUGGCCAUCGCCCGGCGGGUGUGUCAGGCGAGCCGACCGGUCGUGGCCCUCGGAAAAGCCACUUUCCAGAGACAAAUGGCUCAGGGGCGAGAUGCAGCGUACGCCACCGCCUCCAAGGUGAUGGUGGACAACCUGGCCCUGAGCGACGGGCAGGAGGGGAUCCGAGCCUUCAUAGAGAAACGCAAACCGGUGUGGAGCCACAGAGCUGAGCCAGCUCACGACUGAGGGGAGGGUUUGAUCCCCUCAGCGAUGGACGAUUCAUCCUGAUUGGUGCACAUGGUUUUCAGACAGUGGUGAUUCAUGAUUAUCACCAGGCCUGAGUCACUGUGAACACGGAAGAGUUUUUAAUUUGAACCAUGAGACGGUUUCAUAUUGAACCUUUAAAAAAGCUGCUGAGUGCAGACAAGUCACCAUCCAGACUCAAGAUGAUCGAUGAAUUAACAGACUCAUAAUUACAAAGAAUGCCGAUCUAUGUAUAUUUGUAAAAUGAUAAAUGCAAUAGAGUUACUUUCUAAAUCGUU
Platichthys flesus (European flounder) is the source of this 1228-nucleotide messenger RNA. It is a transcript of the gene echdc3, whose product is annotated as enoyl CoA hydratase domain containing 3. The record is from RefSeq and is a predicted model, not a curated record. Bases 42 to 932 code for a protein of 296 amino acids. The transcript is spliced from 6 exons. Lineage: Eukaryota; Metazoa; Chordata; Actinopteri; Pleuronectiformes; Pleuronectidae. Gene Ontology annotation, cellular component: mitochondrion. Gene Ontology annotation, molecular function: hydro-lyase activity.